UUUGUUCAUAACAUAAUCUAAACCGGAUUUGUUGUUUAACUGGCCUAAUGUGUCUUCAAAGGUGAGUCCUCAAAGAUACUUGUUAUUCUUGCAGCAAAAUGCCCAACUCAGUUUUAUAUUUAUUUGGAAAUGAUACAAAAACCUUAAAUUAACAAAAAUUUCAGCCAUAAAAUUCAACUAAUCAGUUAGCUUGAAUCAUCCCUUCAUUCAACAAAAAUGAAGUUACAUUCACCAAGUUGUUUCAUUUAUUUUUUGUGUCUUUUGUGCCAAAGUAACCUUUUAUUUGUUUCAUCGAUUCCUCUACAAGUUACAUCCACAUUACCAACUUUAGUAACAAAUGUGAACUCAUCGAUUCCAGAUAAUUUUGGAUCAACUGAAUGGCCAAGAACUGAAAAAGUUGAACCUCGAGGUGCGUUUCCUUGUUUGUUCUGUUUAGAGUAUGGUGAACUUUCAUUUCCCUGGAGAUGUUUUUGGGAUGUUUUUGAGAAAGUCAUCAAAGCCCGUAAUUCCGUGGUGGGAACUAUUUCACGUCCUUUCUAUUGGUCAACUGAUACAUUUUUCAAUGGUUUGGAAACAAUAGGUGCAAAUGCUUUAAGACUCUUCCACAAAACAAGGAAAAUGUUCAAGUCUAAAUGUGAACUAGACUCCAGCUGUGAACUUGAUUAACAUUUGUAGCAAAUUAUAUUCUUAAUUUUUAUGCUGAGAUUGUUCAGUUAACUCCCAUAGUUCAUUUUUGCGUGUAAAUUUGCAAUGAAUUUACAGUAAAAACGAAACUAUUUUGUUGGAUAAAUCAUGCUUUAAUUUAUUAAAUUUACUCCUUACCCUCGAAAAGUAUUAUAAGUAGCUUGGUAGGAAUCCUUUUAAACUUAAUACGACUUCGGGGGAAAUUUUCUGUUCUCCAUUUUUCUGUAUUACAAUGGAACGGAUAUUUGACGGAAAUGAGAACUAAAUUUGACUUUAAGUUAGAAUCGGAACUAAAGUUCAAGUAAGCUGACAAAAAUGACCGAACCAGAUCAGGUUGAACAAGUUAUGGUCAAU
This is a messenger RNA of Tetranychus urticae (two-spotted spider mite), 1038 nucleotides long. Lineage: Eukaryota; Metazoa; Arthropoda; Arachnida; Trombidiformes; Tetranychidae. The record is from RefSeq and is a predicted model, not a curated record.